AUGGUGGCCGCAAAGAAGACGAAAAAGUCACUGGAGUCGAUCAACUCUAGGCUCCAACUGGUUAUGAAAAGUGGAAAGUACGUGCUGGGGUACAAGCAGACUCUGAAAAUGAUCCGACACGGCAAAGCGAAACUGGUCAUCCUCGCCAACAACUGCCCAGCCUUGAGGAAAUCUGAAAUAGAGUAUUAUGCCAUGUUGGCCAAAACUGGUGUCCAUCACUACAGUGGCAAUAAUAUUGAAUUGGGCACAGCGUGUGGAAAAUACUACAGAGUAUGCACACUUGCUAUCAUUGAUCCAGGUGAUUCUGAUAUCAUUAGAAGCAUGCCAGAACAGACUGGUGAAAAGUAA
Molecule: messenger RNA, 348 nt
Organism: Parasteatoda tepidariorum (common house spider)
Lineage: Eukaryota; Metazoa; Arthropoda; Arachnida; Araneae; Theridiidae
Source: RefSeq, a predicted model, not a curated record